Molecule: messenger RNA, 5067 nt
Organism: Puntigrus tetrazona (Sumatra barb)
Lineage: Eukaryota; Metazoa; Chordata; Actinopteri; Cypriniformes; Cyprinidae
Gene: mafba
Product: v-maf avian musculoaponeurotic fibrosarcoma oncogene homolog Ba
Exons: 1
Coding region: 1729-2934 (401 amino acids)
Biological process (GO): regulation of transcription by RNA polymerase II
Cellular component (GO): nucleus
Molecular function (GO): DNA-binding transcription factor activity, RNA polymerase II-specific; RNA polymerase II cis-regulatory region sequence-specific DNA binding
Source: RefSeq, a predicted model, not a curated record
AUAGUGAUAGCUGAUAAAUAAUUAAAGUGCGAUUAUACACACGACAUGUAUCGAAUAAGGACUCGUGCGUAUCGGUAAGUGACGCUUAAAUAAAAUAAACAUGCGUCUUCGUAUCGUAUUUUUAGUAGUGAACUGACUGGGUCUUCGUUUUUAGCGGGAAGUUAAUUCUCUUAAAGUUCUGAUAUUAAAUUAGGGAUCGUAAAACGGCCAAAAGAAGGUUAGGAGAAAACCUCGUUGACCGAAGAAAGAGAUGUAAAUGUAACAUGCUCUUUGAAGCAGAAAUAAAAUAAUAGUUAGGUUUAGCAGCCUACUAAUUAGUCACGCUGGCAUUUAAAGCCCACUUAACGAAAUGGCCGAUAUUUAAGCGCUUUUAAUAAAUACUUAAUGCGUUUUGUGUAUGACUUGCGCCUGUAACAAUAAUAAUCAAUGGUCUUAAAUGGUCUGUAGCCAUGCUUGUUAUGAAAGAUUUGUGUACUCCCGUUUCAGGCCUAAACUUUAAAUUCGCAGAUUAUUUAUUUGCUCUGAUAACUCCUCAGAACGAACCCGCUUGUUUUACGCUCCAGCGGCAGCGCGCGAGAGGAGCGCGCGGCAGCGGGGCGCCGCACGAGGGCAGCGUCGGGCGAGUUUUCCUCAAUCCGGCGUCACCCGCAGCGCCGCUCCAUCCUCUCACAUCUGCUCGUCUCGUUGAUAACGCGCGAGUCAAUAAAUAUCGCAAUAACACGCGCGCCCGGUGGGUCCCGGGCGUCCUCGCUCACGCGAAACACGUAAUCUCCAACGCCGACCUCGGAUGCGAUGUCACCGACGGCGUUUCGCGGUUAUACAUUUCAACAGACAGCCUGUGCCAAGUAACGUAAACCUUCGCGUUCUUGCAAGCGACGCGAACACGCACGCGCGCGAUUUUGCGACCGUUAUCGGGAUUUAUCGACAGUUGCUUUGAAAGUGUCGCGCAAACGCUGGUCGAACUUGCUGACUUGUAUUUUAAACCCGCGCGGUCUGAAAUAAAACACUUUCGCGGAACACCUCGCCUCCGCUUUAAACGCGCGACGGAACUCGUUUGGAGCGCGUGCGUUGCUUCGAAUUCGAACGGCGAGAAACUUUUUUGGGUUUGUUUUCAUAAAAACGCGACGUUUCGUGCUCGAGCCGUCUUGUGGUCCACGGAACAAACGGCUCCUCGUCAGUUCAGUCGGUCAAUACGCGGAACGCCGCUCUCCCUUUCUUCGUCCCGUCAGCUGACAACACACAAACAACGAUCAUUAUGCUAAUUCUCCGGCUCUGACUGGUCGCCGGCCUCCUCUGACGUCACGCGAGCGUAGACUAUAACAGCGCAGAGGGCUCUGGCGUCCUGCUACAGUCUGAAUACUCAGGAGUGAGAGCGAGCUGAACUCUCUGCGGUGCAGAGCUGGACAAACACAGCGCCCAUCCGCCUCAACGCUGCUUCGCUGGCUUAAGGACAUAUUUUGGAGUAUCCGGGAUCGGGACGGGAGCCCUUGUCCGGUACUCAUUUUCGUCCUUUAUUUAUGUUUUGAGUUCAAGCGCGGCGACGGGACAGAGAGCCGACUUUCUUCGGUGCUGUCCAAAGACUGCAGCUGUCGAGCUCUGCGCGUCCAUAUGAGGCAAAUGUCUUUCGCAGUGCAUUAGCUGCCUGCAGAAAGUUUUUUUUAUUAUUAUUAUUGUUAUUUAUUUAUUUCGCUUUCUCCAGUUUGAGAACAUUUCGAGCGACCCCGUUGCAUGCCCCAGCGCUCGAGCGCGUCGCGUUCGGAGACCCAUCCAGAAAACUGCAUGCGCAAAGAGGGGGAAGAAACGCAAAAGUCGGGUUUCGCGACGCUGGUUAACUCUUUGCUGAAGAACGGGGACACAGGGAUGAGCGCUGAUCUCGCCAUGGGGCCCGAGCUGCCCACCAGCCCGCUCGCGUUGGAAUACGUCAAUGACUUUGAUUUGAUGAAAUUCGAAGUGAAGAAAGAGGCCAUGGCGGGGCUCGACCGCUCCAACAUACGGCAGUGCAAUCGCCUCCAGCCGCAGGGCUCCGUGUCCUCCACUCCGAUCAGCACCCCGUGCAGCUCGGUGCCGUCCUCCCCGAGCUUCAGCCCCACGGAGCAGAAGAACCAUCUGGAGGACAUGUACUGGCUGCCCAGCGGCGCGUAUCCGCAGCAGAUCGAUCCGCAGACGCUAAGCCUGACGCCCGAAGACGCGGUGGAGGCUCUGAUCGGUGCCACGGCGCACGGCCAUCCUCCGCCCCCUCAUGUGCAGCAGCAGUUGCAAGCGGGAGGCUUUGAUGGAUACCGGGGAGCGCACCAUCACCACCACGGCCACGCGCAACAGCAGCAGCAGCAGCAGCACCACCACCAACAACAACAACACCAACAGCAGCACCAACACCAACAAUACGGCGCGAUCCCCCAUCACCCCGAUGACAUGCCGGGCCACCACCAUCACCACCACCACCACCACCACAGCCAGGACCCCGACAGCCCCUCUCCUACCUCGCCCGGGUCCCACCAGCAGCUCCACCACCGUCACCACCACCACCACCACCACCCCGGCCAGCAGGGUCACCACGGCGCGGGGGGCGGCCUGAACGUGGAGGACCGCUUCUCCGACGAGCAGCUGGUCUCCAUGUCCGUGCGCGAGCUCAACCGACACCUGCGGGGCUUCACCAAGGACGAGGUGAUCCGCCUGAAGCAGAAGCGCCGGACCCUGAAGAACCGGGGCUACGCGCAGUCGUGCCGCUUCAAGCGCGUGCAGCAGAAGCACGUGCUGGAGAACGAGAAGACGCAGCUCAUCAACCAGGUGGAGCAGCUCAAGCAAGAGAUCAACCGGCUGGCCCGAGAGAGAGACGCCUACAAACUCAAGUGCGAGAAACUGAGCGGAGCGAACGGGUUCCGCGAGGCAGGAUCCACCAGCGACAACCCGUCCUCUCCAGAGUUCUUCAUGUGAGUGUGUGCGCGCGCGCGCGCGCUCCACACGCCCGAGACACUCCGCGCUCGCACGCGCAACGGCAGUAACUCGUAUUAGAAGAAUAAUCCACAAGAAAUAAUAAUCCCGUAUGUAAUCACCGCCACAGAUCUCGGCAACUAAAACGCGAAGAACAUGUUAGAAUGUUGUUGUUUUUUUUUUCUUUCUCUCCUUUCUUUUUUUCUGGGAAACGUAGAUUAGUUGCUUGUCAGUAGGACUUUUACCCCUUUCGUAGAGACCUCACGUCGAGAAAGAGAAAGCGGAGAACCGGCUUUUGUGUUUAGGAUAACUUCAGAUUUAAAAAAAAAAAAAAAAAACUGCUCUCUCUCCAUCGUCCGGUUUGUUCCCGGUCGUUCGGGAGGGGGGGGGAAAGCGAAGCAAAGAAAAAAAACGUUUGUGCUGAGCAGGGGACAGAAAACUUUGGACUUUUUUUUUUUCUUUUUCCCACUUGGCCAGAAAAGUUGAGAGCGCCACAAUAUGCAAAACCUCCCUGACUUCUCCCGCGUCGCGCGCCCGAGUGAGGGGGAACUUUAUGCAACAUCUCAUCGGUUUAUUGCCUGCUUGGUUAUAUAUAUAUAGAUAUAUAUUAAAAAGAAAAUGAAAAAAAACGACAAAAACAAACACGUAAAUCUGCAUUAAGAUAUUAAUCCUGCAUGCUGGACAUGUAUGGUAAUAAUUUCUAUUUUAUACACUCUCUUUCCUUCUUUCUUUCUCUCUUUCUUUCUUUCUUUCUGUUCGUUACGUAUCAUAAAGAGCAUGUUUUUAUCUUUAGCUCUUUUUUUGGGGGAUAUGAGACUGGCUCUCCGGUCGCUCAUCGUAUGGACUUGUAAAUAUACGCGACAGCAAACCCACAAAUCGACAUCGAAGAGCUGAUUGUUCUCCAGACUUUUCCGAUUGGCUUCAUGUUUUUUUUUUUUUUUUUUUUCGGGAACGGAUUUCCAGUAACGGGGCAUUUUUGCGGUUGCAUUUAAAGCAAGCAAACUUUGUAAAAGAAGCGCACUUUUUUUCGGAGGGGGACGUUUUUUUUUGUUUUUUUUGGUAUUGGCAGAUUUCGACUUUUUGAUUGUUUCUUUUGUUUUUUUUUUUUUUUUUAGCGGAAACCGCCUUUGAGGGAGACGUUGCGCACGCGCGCGUUUGGUCCUAGGUGGGUUUAAAGCACGCCUUUCAGUUGAACUGGUGCUCAUAGUCUCACGUCUAGUUGUAGCAGGACACGAGAGAGAGUGUGUGUGUGUGUGUGUGUGUGUGUGUGCGCGCGUGAGUGUGCGUGCGCGCGCGCGCGCGUGUGUUUUCCGUCUUCACGCAGGCUGUUGCAUAACCUAUUGCUAUUCUAUAACAUAAGCAAUACUUAUAGGUCGUAUCUUUUUUUUCUUUUUUUUUCGGAUGGGUAGGAUUUCAACGGACGGGCACACUUUCAUCGACAUUUUUUUUUCGAGCUAUACGAGCUGCCAGUUUUAUAAACCAACAUUUCAAACUGUAGUUAUUAUAAUCCAGCUCGAGGGUGUGAGGCUUCCUAAAUCAGGGGUUUGUGUAUUAUCGCCUAACAUGAAAACUACGCAUGUAUUUCAAUGGAGAGUUUCAACGAUCAAUGUUUAAAUGUUUUCCUUUAUUUUUUUUUCUGCCGGUCAGUAAAAAAUAAGGGAUUCAGGUUCUGCAAAUCUCAAAAUGAAAAAAAAUUAUAUGUCUCAUGUUAUUGUUCUGUUUUUUUUUUCUGUUUUUUUUUUUUAUUAUUAUGUCGAGAUUCUGGUUCUGCUGGCCAGAUGCAUAGUUUUUAUUUUAAUGAUUAAAUUAACAAACUUGUCAGAUCAUAUUGAAUAAGCAUGGUGCUUGCAUCUAAGAAAUAUUGUUAAAAAGUCAUGCAUUUAACGAUCUUUUUGGUUUAUUACUGAUUCAACUGUGUUGAAAUCAAAUGUAAACUGCAGCAGCGGGUUGUUGUUUUGUUUGUUGAUUUCAUGUAUUAUGAGGGGAUCAAUUUUCAAAUCUGUUUAUAUAAAUGGAAAAAAAAAGAGAAAUAGAGUUCAAUUCGGACUGUUCCAUUCAGGCUGGUUUCUGUUUCGUUUUUGCUGUUUUUGGAAGAAAUGGUUUCCUAUUUUGCUUAUUAAAGUCAGUGAAAUGGCA